This is a messenger RNA of Syzygium oleosum, 1243 nucleotides long. RefSeq names its product protein ALUMINUM SENSITIVE 3-like. The record is from RefSeq and is a predicted model, not a curated record. Gene Ontology annotation, biological process: response to aluminum ion. The transcript is spliced from 3 exons. NCBI's taxonomy places the organism in Eukaryota, Viridiplantae, Streptophyta, Magnoliopsida, Myrtales, Myrtaceae. The coding region runs from base 222 to 1085 and encodes 287 amino acids.
AGCGCCAAACAACAUCUGGGGACGGCUCUACUUCUCCCUCUCUCCCUCUCUCUCUCUGACUCUGACCACCCCUCGCCACCAUAAAUUCUGUGACAAGCCACCCCCACACGUCCCAUUUCUCUCCCACCCAUAACUUCCAGAGGUCUCUCCACUCGUUUCUUCUUCUUCUUCUUCUUCUUCUUCUUCACAGGGUCAAGAUUCAAGAACGAGUUCUUGCGACAAUGGACAUUGUGAGCGGAGCAGCGCCGGGGUUGGGGUUGGGGUUGGGGUUGGAGUGGGAGUUCGACAUGGAGCACCUGGGGUGGAUGGUGGAUUUCCUGAAGGGAAUGGUGAAGCCGGUGGCGGCGCUCGCGGUGGUCCUCAUGGCGGUGGCCCUCUCCUACACCCAGAGGCUCCGCCUGGAGCGGGAGAUGCUCUACGCCAUCUUCAGGGCUUUCCUUCAGCUCUCCAUUAUUGGCUUCGUCCUCCAGUUCAUCUUCAACCGCCAGAACAGCGGCUGGAUCGUCCUCGCUUACCUUUUCAUGGUCUCGGUUGCUGGCUACACGGCCGGUCAACGUGCCAAACAUGUGCCUCGGGGAAAAUACAUAGCCGGAGCCUCGAUCCUCGCCGGAACUGCGGUGACUAUGUUCUUGCUUGUCGUGCUCAAUGUGUUCCCCUUCACUCCGCGAUACAUCAUUCCCGUCUCAGGAAUGAUGGUGGGAAAUGCGAUGACGGUUACUGGUGUCACCAUGAAAAGGCUUCGGGAUGAUAUCAGGACGCAAAUGAACCUGGUGGAGACUGCAUUGGCUCUCGGAGCAACCCCGCGCCAAGCGACACACCAACAAGUGAAGAGGUCGUUGGUCAUCGCGCUCUCCCCCGUGAUCGACAAUGCCAAAACCGUGGGCCUCAUCUCGCUUCCGGGCGCGAUGACGGGCCUGAUAAUGGGAGGGGCUUCUCCGAUCGAAGCCAUCCAGCUGCAGAUUGUGGUGAUGAACAUGCUAAUUGGCGCGUCCACCGUGAGCAGCAUCAUGUCCACGUACCUCUGUUGGCCGGGAUUCUUCACCAAGGCUUAUCAGUUGGAAGCUAAGGUCUUCUCCUCCGAGUGAUGUUUAAUUCUAGCGUCUGUUAACCCUCGAGCAACUCGAAACCGAGAUACAUUUGGGAUUAAGGAGGACUUCAGAAGACGGAUUGCAGAAAUUGUAGAACUUCAUUUUCUUGCACCAUAUUGAGUUAUCAAUCAUUAGUCAAGUGGAAGUUUUUGACA